This is a messenger RNA of Chionomys nivalis (European snow vole), 261 nucleotides long. Its product is annotated as NADH dehydrogenase [ubiquinone] 1 alpha subcomplex subunit 4-like 2. The record is from RefSeq and is a predicted model, not a curated record. Bases 1 to 261 code for a protein of 86 amino acids. The transcript has a single exon. NCBI's taxonomy places the organism in Eukaryota, Metazoa, Chordata, Mammalia, Rodentia, Cricetidae.
AUGGCAGGAACCAGUUCAGGAGCCCGCUUCUACCGGCAGAUAAAAAGACACCCCGGGCUCAUCCCAAUGAUCGGCUUCAUCUGCCUGGGCAUGGGCAGUGCUGGGCUCUAUCUGCUUCCACUGGCACUGGGUAGCCUGGAUGUCUGCUAUGACAGAAAGAGCAACCCAGAGCCCUGGAACCGUGUGAGUCCCAACGAUCAGUACAAGUUCCUCGCUGUUUCCACUGACUACAAGAAGCUGAAGGACUGGCCAGACUUCUAA